This is a messenger RNA of Microstroma glucosiphilum, 1545 nucleotides long. RefSeq names its product putative DLD2-D-lactate dehydrogenase. Gene Ontology annotation, molecular function: catalytic activity; FAD binding. Gene Ontology annotation, cellular component: mitochondrion. NCBI's taxonomy places the organism in Eukaryota, Fungi, Basidiomycota, Exobasidiomycetes, Microstromatales, Microstromataceae. The transcript has a single exon. Bases 1 to 1545 code for a protein of 514 amino acids. The record is from RefSeq and is a predicted model, not a curated record.
AUGCUCGUCCCCACCUCUCCACUAUCCCUCUCUCGCAGCCUCGCCACCGAGGCCACCCACACGCCCUAUGCGAAGCUCUCCGGCGAGGACAUUACCGCCUUUGCUUCUCUCAUGUCUUCACCCUCGACUUCCAUUAUCACCACCAUCACUCCAUCUGAAUCUUCCAGCGGCGUCAAGCCCGUACAAGCCGAUGAGCUGGACGGUUUCAACCAGGAUUGGAUGAACAAGUACAAGGGCCACUCGCAAUGUGUCCUCAAGCCCAAGACGACCCAGGAGCUAGCAGAUGUCAUGAAGUACUGCUACGAGAAGAGGAUCGCAGUGGUACCCCAGGGAGGCAACACGGGCUUGGUAGGAGGAAGUGUGCCGGUGGAGGACGAGGUGAUCAUCAGUACUGCCAACCUCAACUCCAUUCGCGAAUUUGACGAAGUGUCGGGCACCCUCGUGUGCGAUGCGGGAUGCAUUCUCGAGGUGCUCGACAAUCACAUCGCUCCCAAGGGAUACAUGAUGCCGUUGGACCUUGGAGCCAAGGGCUCUUGCCACAUUGGUGGUAAUGUAGCAACCAAUGCAGGAGGAUUGAGGUUCCUCAGGUAUGGCUCCCUGCACGGCAAUGUCCUCGGACUCGAGGUGGUGCUCCCCAACGGUGAGAUCCUCGAUGGACUAAGUACCCUGCGCAAGGACAACACGGGCUUCGAUCUCAAGCAGCUCUUCAUCGGCAGCGAAGGCUCCAUUGGCAUUAUCACCGGCGUGUCCAUUGUCACACCCCGCAGACCCUCGGCGCAGAACGUGGCCGUAUUUGCCCUCGACUCCUUCGAGGCAGUGCAAAACGUCUUUGGCAAGGUCAAGAGCCACUGUGGAGAGAUCCUGUCGGCCUUUGAAUUCUUCGAUCAGGACGCCUUUGAGCUCGUACAAGGGCAUGCCACGGCUGGAGUAAAGGAUCCCUUUGAAGCUCGCCAUCCCUUCUACGUCCUCAUCGAGACAAGCGGGAGCAACAAGGACCACGACGACGAGAAGCUCAGUGGGCUCCUGGAGGAGCUCAUGGAAGGCGGCUCCAUCACUGACGGUGUCAUGGCUCAGGACGAGACGCAAGUAGGCUCUCUCUGGGCUCUGCGUGAGUCCAUUCCCGAGGCAGCAGGCAAGUACGGCUCAGUGUACAAGUACGAUUUGAGCAUGCCUAUCCCCAAGAUGAAUGAGUUGGUGCUGGACAUGCGAGCACGAUUCGAGGAGAGGGGAGUCAUUGGAAAGGACAAGACGAUCAAGACUGUUGUGGGGUACGGGCAUAUCGGAGAUGGCAAUCUGCACAUCAACAUCGUCGCCGACCGCUACACUCCGGAGACUGAGGCGCUCAUCGAGCCCUACAUCUACGAGUGGACUGCCAAGCAAAAUGGCUCCAUCUCUGCCGAGCAUGGACUGGGAGUCAUGAAGGCAGAGAAGAUUGGGUACACAAAGAGCAAGACUAGCGUGGCGUAUAUGCAGAAGGUAAAGGAUCUGUUUGACCCAAAGAGGAUCUUGAACCCUAACAAGUACCUCCCUGCACAACGGUCGUAG